This is a messenger RNA of Acanthisitta chloris (rifleman), 4830 nucleotides long. It is a transcript of the gene TASOR, whose product is annotated as family with sequence similarity 208, member A. The record is from RefSeq and is a predicted model, not a curated record. The transcript has 23 exons. Gene Ontology annotation, molecular function: chromatin binding. Lineage: Eukaryota; Metazoa; Chordata; Aves; Passeriformes; Acanthisittidae. Gene Ontology annotation, cellular component: heterochromatin; nucleoplasm. Gene Ontology annotation, biological process: protein localization to heterochromatin; negative regulation of gene expression, epigenetic. The annotation marks the transcript as partial.
CAGCAGCCGCCCAGCGGCGUGGUGGGGGCGUCGCCCCCUCCCCCUAAGCCCCCAGAAGACCACCAGGCUGUUAGGAGGAACUUUCAGAUCCCCAAGAAGAGCAGAGAAAAGAAAGCACUCUUUCAGCCAGUACCUCUGGGUUCUCGAGAAUUUGAGGAUAUUUUGAAGAUUCUGCAUUCAUCUUACUUGGAACCAAGUUCAGUGUCCAAUUUUGAUUACAAUAGAGCCAGCUUAGUUCAUAGUGAACUCUUGGAAAAGGAAUUCACAGAGAAACGCCGAGAGCUGAGGUUUGAUGGUCGCCUGGAGAAGGAGCUCUUGGAAAGCCACGCGUUCCUCAUGGUGGAUCGGGCUCAGAUCCAAAGCAUAUGUGAAAAGGGUCUGCAGGUGGGACACUCUAAAAUAUCAAUUCUUGGCAGCCCUUUCAUGGGUGUAUAUAUCUCCAAGUAUGCUGAUUUAUUGCAGCCUAAUCCUCUAGAAGUGGGAGCAACUGGAGAUGUGAUUAUUUUUAAAGUAAUAAAGGGAAAAAUGAAAAGCAUAUAUGACCACAUUGGUAUGAAAACAAUGGAAUCAGCAGCAAAGAGUGUGUUAGAUCCAACACCAAAGCAUGAGUGUCAUGUUUCAAAGAAUGCAAAUAAAGUUACCUCCUUGUUGGCCUAUAGAGCCUAUGAACUGACUCAGUACUAUUUUUAUGAAUAUGGCUUUGAUGAGAUCAGACGAAGACCAAGACAUGUUUGUCCUUAUGCUGUUGUUUCAUUUACUUAUAAAGAUGACAUGGUGCAAGGACCAAAAUUCUUACCCCCACCAAGAUCAAACAACUUCAACACAGAUAGAGACAGAGGUAUAGAGAAAUCCAACUUAACGUUAUGGAGGGGGCAGCUUUGGACCAAGGGCAAACUUCUGUGCCACAUUUCCAUAAAAUCAGCAGGACUUCCUUUCCUUCCAUGCAAGCUUCAUGAGAAGCUUGAGUUUGAAAAAGUUGCCAGCAUUGAUCAGUUGAAGAAAAAAGUUUCACCACUGUUGUUCUUGAAAGAAACUUAUCAAAGAGGGAAAGAAGAGCUGAAGAAUGGCUUGUAUGGUAGCCUCUAUGAAGUUGUGGAGAAGUCCCGUUCUGGGAAUCACAUGGACAGUUUGCUUCAUAAACUAGAGAAAGAUAAACUUGUUCUUGUGAAACCACUUCUGGACAGAGGAUUUCUUUUUCUUCUUUCUCCUUGGCAAAUGUUGUCCCCUUAUGACCACCAGACUGGACGGCCCCGCGUUCUUCAUGCACUCUUUCUGUUUCCCGAAUCCAGAAUUAUAAUUAACUCAGCACAAAAAAGUAUUCCACUUGGAACACAGAAAAAUUCAACUUUGCCUGAAAAUAAGGAAAUUGUUCCAGACUUCCCGAAGUUUAUUCAGGCUCUACAUUUUGCUUUAGUCCAGUCUCGUAGGGACACUAGUGCAGAUUGCAAUUGUGUUGUGGAAAAGUACAUAAAUGAGUAUUUGAAAAGAUACUAUAGUGGCACUGGAAGAAGAGAGUUUAUCUUAUAUCCAUAUACAUCACGGUUGGAUGACAAAACAUUUCUUUAUCCUGCACCAAGAUAUAAAUCCCAUAUUGACAGCUACUUGCAAAGCUAUAUUUUCCAUUGUGAGGCCUAUCAGCUGCCUGUUUCCAGAGCUAAGGCAUUGGUGGAGGAAAAUCGGAAACACCAACACUUCAGUCCCAUCUCAGACUAUGAACCCACAGAAGAUUACGCGGAUUUUGACAAGGCAAAAUACGGAAAAAGAAUCCGAGUGAACUGUGAAGCUUCUGCUGUCAUGCAGAAACUGCCUCCACUUGGAGAUUAUGAUCCUGAUAGAAUCAAAGAACUUAUUAACUUAAUCCAGUGCAGGAAAAAAAACGCAGGUGGAGGUGCUGAUUCUGAAGACCCAAGAAUUAGAAGUGGUCUGAAAAGAAAGCUGGAAAGAGAGUCUGAAACUUUGCGGAAGUACUUAAAAAUGAAUGAAGCUUCAGAGAAUAUUUGUCAGUAUGAAGAUUCGCCACACUCUGUUUUCUCAGUUAAUACUGGUCUCAGUGGACACGAUGCUGACUUCAGGCAGCAAGAAGGACUCGACCCUGCUGCUGCUGCUGCUGCUGCUGCUGCUGACACACAUGGCCUCGUGAAACUGCUUUUAGAAACACUAGCUACUGCAGGACACUUGGAUUCAUCAUUGGUACAGUCUGUAAAUCAAGCUUUAGGAUUAAGCACUGAUGAAAUUGAAGAGGAUACGAGACAAAAGUCUGAAUAUGAAUCCAUUCCAGCUCAGGACAAAGAUGAUCAUGACCUUCCUAAUGCUGCUCAGGCUGAAAAUGUUAACUUUAAGGACCUGCAGAGCCCAGCACUCCUGAAGCCUGCCGUGCCGUGCUCACUCUGCCCUGGUGAUGCUGACCUGCAGCUUCCAGCUAACGAAGUAGGCCUUGAACACACACCACAUUUACAAGAAGCAAGUGCUGAAAGCGUAAGUACUUUUGAAGACUACAGUCCCUGUCCUAGUGCACCUAUAGAACAUGUUUAUCACAGGCAACAUCCCAACUCAAAUAAUAUAGAGGUUGGAAUGCACUGGAAACUUAUUCCAAUUACAGGUCUGAAAUCACCAGAAGAGCCAUUGGUGUAUUUGCCACCAAAGGAUGCCCUUCCUAAUGACCCUCGGAUAAUAAAUAGACAGAGAAGUUUUGAUUACCAGUUUCCAUACUCUCCAUUUUCAGACACACAAAAGGGGACAGCAGAAGAUGGACUUCAUACAGGACAAGUGGAGAAACUUGAAGAUCAGUAUGGGCUAGCAGAUCACCCUUUUACAGCUAAGCAUUCCAUUAGUUCAGUAAUAGAGGCAACACUGUUAGAAGAAUAUAAACUCUUUGCAAGAAAGAUUGAAGAAAUUUUGCAGCAGGAGAACGUUGCUUAUGUCAGUAGCAUGUCCACACCAGUCCUCUCUGCCCAGGAGAGCAUCGGGAGACUUUCUGAGUACAUAUGUUUACAGACAACAGAUAUUUCUGUCCAAGAAUAUAUAGAGAAGCUGAGUGAAAAGUUGAGUAGUGUCAUAUUGGCAUCUUCAUGCAUUAAGCAGCCUCCAGCUAUGUACUCUAGUCCUGAACUAUCAGAAGUGGUUAGCAGUGCUGCACCGAAUGCUCUGCACGACCCAUCACCUGUGCCCAGAGACGCCGGCGCGGCGCUGGCAGAGCCCCCGUGCAAUAACCUGGCCGAGGAGGUGUGUUUGAAGGAGCAGCCUGCAGCCAGCUUACCUGCCCUGAAGGAAAGGGAUCCUGGGAAUGCUAAACCAGAGCAUUUGUUGACAUCUGAUCAGACCUCUUCCAGUGGUGAUCUGAUGGAGCCACCAGAAAAGACUCAGAAAUCCCCAGAGAACUUAAACGUUUCAACUCAGCCAGCUUUUUCUGAUUUUAUAAGCCAGUUAAAACCUGAAGUAUUUAACAGUUUGGUCAAAAUUAUUAAAGAUGUACAGAAAAACACUCUGAAAUUUUAUAUUCAUGUACAGGAAGAAAGUAUUCUCUGCAGAGAAAUCAAGGAGUAUCUUACAAAGUUAGGUAAUACAGAGUGCCAUCCAGAGCAGUUCCUUAAAAGGAGAGCUGAUUUAGAUAAACUGUUGAUCAUAAUCCAAAAUGAAGACAUUGCCAACCUCAUCCAUAAGAUCCCAGGCCUGGUGACUCUGAAGAGGCUUUCCUGUGUCAGCUUUGCAGGGGUUGAUAGUUUGGAUGAUGUGAAGAAUCACACUUAUCAUGAGCUGUUUGUGUCUGGUGGGUUUGUUGUGUCAGAUGAAUCUGUCCUCAAUCCAGAGUCCAUCACUACAGACAAACUAAAACAGUUCUUAAAAUUUCUGGAGAAUCUCAAUACCCCAGAUGGGAAAUGGCAAUGGAAAGUCCACUGCAAAAUACAAAAAAAACUGAAAGAGCUUGGGAGGAUGAACACCAAUGCCCUGAGUCUGCUCACCCUUCUGACCACAUACCAAAAGAAGCACUUGGUUGAGAUUCUGUCUUACCAUAACUGUGAUUCUCAAACUCGAAAUGCUCCAGAACUAGAAUGUCUUAUCAGACUUCAGGCCCAAAACAUACAGCAGAGACAUAUUGUCUUCUUAACAGAAAAGAAUCUGAAAACACUCUCGAGCUAUGUUGAUAAUGGAAUAGUUGUUGCUGCUGUUGAUGAGUUUAUGCAGAAUUUUAAAAGUCUGGUUGGGUAUCACAACUCAGUGACUGAGCAGAACAGCCUUCCUGACACCACUGUGCAGCACAGAAAAUCAGUUCUUGUAGAAAAGGAUGAAAAGGAUGAGGAGGACAUGUCUCUGGAUUCAGGAGAUGAAAUAUCACAAAUAGAAAUCUGCAGUGAUGCCUCUAAGUAUGAUACUCCUGUGGAAGCUUUGCAGACAGAGACCAAGGGCCCACACGGAGUAGAUGCUAAAGCAAGCUGCUUAUCAGUUACAGCGUUAUCUCCUGAAGCACGAACUGGCCUGGCAGAAAAGACUUCUAAAAAUGACUUGGAAAAGAAACAGCCAAUUUCUCCAGUUUCCACAACGUGCUCUGCUGAAGGAGAAAAACACAGUUCAGUGGAACAUACUCCCUUCACUACCUUCCCAGUUUAUAACAGACAGUUAAACUUGUCCCGUCAAUUCAGCCACUUUAAUGUGCUCACUCAUCAGACUUUCUUGGGAACAACAUACCCAAUUUCUUCUGUAAAUCAAACCCAAGAAGGGAGCAAUUAUUUUCUAUCUGCUUACAGUCAGAGCAUAGAUGCAGAAAAGUCAUCAUUGCCUGGUGCCUGGGACAGCAGCUGUGAUUCUUCCAGGCCAUAUUCAGAACAGAAAUAA